AAAGAUAUCUAUGAUAAAUCAAAAUAAUUUUUCUACACAAAUCAACAUGCUUUCUGAUUUAAGUUCGCCUAAGAAAGUAAAGAAUAUACCUGUUGAGCAAGGAAAUAUAUUUCCAAUAGAUCACUUAAUUUUAGAUUGUACUCAAAAUUCCAUUGAUCCCAAUUAUAAAAAAUAUGAUAAUCUGGUUUUUGAAACUGAAUUGUAUAAAGAAAUUGAAAGUUAUAAUAAUUGGGAAUCUAGUAAAUAUGAUGAUAAACAAGAUUUUUUGCAAGAGUUUGUUUUUGAAUCACAUACUUGUUGUAACGAAAACAAUUAUGAUCCUACUGAUUCUUGUUUUACACAGUGUGAUAUUGAUAAAUAUGCAGAUACAUACAACAACAUUUCUAGCAAGUAUAGUAAUCUAAAUUAUAAUGAAGUAGUUACUAACGAAUAUAGUAAUGUAAACUUUAAAAAUUCUUUACAUAACAACGACUUGACUCUAAAUGGUACAAAAGAAAAAAUAAAUGCUGAUAUUAUUUCAGAUUAUAUACCUACUAAAAGCUUUUCAUUAGAUUUUUCCCAUGUUAUGCCUUUUAAUACUUUAAUUGAAAACAAAAAAAAGUUUCAAGCACUUAAAGAUAUGUUUUUCUUGAAUGUACUACCACGUUCAUUUGUAUACCUUAUAAACGAUAACAUCACAAGAGAUUUAAAAUAUCGUAACAUUCGAAAAAGAAUUGCGUAUCAUUGUAAAUGGUUUGAAUCUUUUGAAAAUACGAAUAUUGAGAUUAUAAAAAACGAUGCCGAAAUUCUUAUUUUAUCAGUUAAUACAAAAAAUCUUAUUUUCGACUGUCUUGAAUUUCUUAAAGAAAUUGCACAAUUAAUUUUAAACUUUAGAAAUUAUUUAAAUCUUAUAUAUUACAAUCGUUGUGAUUUUAUAAGUAAUUUAAAAUUGAUCGUGACUAUGAUUGAUGAAAUGCUGUUAAAAGUUAACUUCGAAAAGACAAAAAAUUUUAUGCGUCAAAUUUUAAUGAAUAAAAGUAUAUAUGCCAAUUGUUCUGGUUUAAAAGUAGAAAAAAAAUUAUUACUGACUUUUCGCAAUAUACGAAAAUUUGCAAAAAAGGUAGAAUUAUAUGGUUUAAAUAUAAAAAGAUUGAAAAGGGUUUUUGAAGUAAAUUUUAAUUAA
Molecule: messenger RNA, 1162 nt
Organism: Vairimorpha ceranae
Lineage: Eukaryota; Fungi; Microsporidia; Nosematidae
Exons: 1
Source: RefSeq, a predicted model, not a curated record